AUGCGCUUCUCAACAGAAAAAUUAUUCCGCAAAGCGCACGAAGGGCGUGAAGGGACACUUGGAAUUACCCAUGAAGACACUCUUGACUCGAUUUAUUGGCUUGGACGUUCUCUGUAUGAACAAGGAAAAUACACAGCCGCAGAAGAAAUGCUCCGGAAAGCUAUCGGUGGGCAAGAGAUCACUCUUGGACCUGCUCAUAAUGAUACCCUUGACUCGAUUUUUUGGCUUGGAAAUUCACCGUAUAACCAAGAGAAAUACACAGACGCAGAAGAAUUGCUCCGGAAAGCUGCUAAUGGGCAAGAGAUCACUCUUGGCCCUUCUCAUGAAGAUACCCUUUUCUCUAUUCAUUGGCUUGGACGUAUUAUAUAUUGUCAGGGAAAAUACAAAGCUGCAGAGAGAAAGUUCCGAGCAGCAUACAAAAGGCAACAACAGACCUUGGGUCAUGCAAAUGCGGAUACAAGGAAUUUCCUGUCAUGGAUGAACAAUGCUAAGGCAAUGGGCCGCCGUAAAUAUUGA
Molecule: messenger RNA, 516 nt
Organism: Penicillium manginii
Lineage: Eukaryota; Fungi; Ascomycota; Eurotiomycetes; Eurotiales; Aspergillaceae
Exons: 1
Coding region: 1-516 (171 amino acids)
Molecular function (GO): protein binding
Source: RefSeq, a predicted model, not a curated record